UCCCACCAACAGAGGCCGCAGCGGGACUAUCAUAGGAAAGCCCGCCCCCGCUAGCUAACAUAGAAAGAGAUUCCCGGAUAGCAAAAGUCUCUAUGUGAAUCUCUUCCCGACCAGGCCAGGCCGAAUCGGGCCACCACUUUGGAUGGGAAUGGCUCAGCCCAUAUGAUAUGCAUCAUUUGAUGAAAGCACUCCAGUCGCUUCCUCGAAGUGGCUUGUCAACCACGCUUCCCCCCCUAAAAACAAUGCUCCUCACCAACCUUAACGGCCUUGGGUUGGGGCAAGACAGCAAUGAGUAGUUCGCUCCAGGACUCCACCCCCUCGAGAGCUGGAUGCCGGCCGAGAUGGAGCUGGGAGCCAACCUAUACUUUCCCGGGGCUUGCCUUGCCCCAAAAUAGAAAGAAAAUGCGGGCGCCGAAAGGGAACCAGCCCAGCCUCCUCAAGAAAGCUUUGCUUGGUAGGCGCUGCCUAUUCACUCGGACAAUGCUCUAAACACGAAAGUGUGACGCCCCCUUCCCUGGAACCCAUGCUGAGUCACAGGCUGCGCCUCGGAAAGCGCGGACGAGCCACAUGCAGGGAAACUUGCACGUGUGGUUCUGGCCGGGUACCCCGGUCUACUGUACUAAUAUGUGUAGGUCCCCGUAAUUCGAGUGAGAUUGUCAUGGCGCAAAAGCAGAUAUGGUCCGGUAUUCCCUUGUUCCCUGUAUUGGUUAUGUUCUUCAUUUCUCGUCUAGCAGAAACAAAUCGAGCUCCGUUUGAUCUCCCAGAAGCGGAAGCUGAAUCAGUUGCUGGCUAUAAUGUAGAAUAUGCGCGGGAUGCGAUCCUUAAUAGUCCACUGUUGGCGGAAGCCAAUGUCCCGGGGUCCCGGGGACUCAUUCUGACUGAAACAAGGGAUGGGUCUUUACCAACUUAAAAAUCGAAGAUUUUAGGUAAGCCAAAAAACGUGAGCGCCCCUACGCGAGCCUUAUUGAAAAGGUCCCUUACUAUAGAACAAAGCAAGGGAUUGAGCUGCGCGAAAGCCUAAACUCCUUACUCUAACAUCACCCCUUCCUUUACGUUGUUGGUCGAGCGUCUUCAAACCUUAGCCUAUCUUAGAGUAAGGGGCCCUUUCUUGCUCGUUAGCGCUCCUUAGCACAAGCACUAAGUAAGAAACCUACCUUAUUGAAAACUCAAGUAAAGCCUUUUUUUUUAUAUAUAUAUGUAUUCUAUUAAUGCGCUCAAGCAUGCGGAGAAAGCAACAAGCGGGAUUCUAUGUUAUUAGUAAAGAGCCUUUCUUGCUUGUUUAGUAAAGUCACGCUUUUCAUUUUGAUAGGAGUAGGUGCUUGCUGGGGCAGGGCACUCUUUAUUCUUCAUUCGAAACUAAUGUCGGGGGUUUCUGCCUUGUUAUCAAAAAGGGGGUUGGGUAAAGCAAACUCCCUCCUUGGACGAGCACGGGGCUUAGUCAAGUAGAACCGGGUUGCGCUGCUUGAUGCUCCGAUCGAAAACAAAUCAGUGGGGCCAUGCCGGUACGACUGAAUAUGCGUUAAAAAGGUCAAUCCCUCCCCUACAAAAAAAACCGGGCCGAACUUCUAACAGCCCGCCCGCUUCCAUAGAACAAUAUCGUGGCAACGUAGACCUAAGUGGUCAUAUAUAUAUAUAUUGGAUCUUUGGGAACCAUCACAAGUGCGGCCGGCCUCUAUUUAAACGAGAAUGCCGUGUCGUCCAGCGGAGCCUAGAAGAAGAUGACUCGCGCAGACAGCUGACUCCUUCUUUUCAAUAGAAAGGAAUAGCCAAACCAACCCAGCUGGCUGGUCAAUCUCAGAGAUCUUAUCGGCCGGCAAACCGGAGACGGACGACCACGGUCCCGACCUUAU
This is a messenger RNA of Arachis duranensis, 1850 nucleotides long. RefSeq names its product NADH-ubiquinone oxidoreductase chain 1-like. Gene Ontology annotation, molecular function: NADH dehydrogenase activity. The record is from RefSeq and is a predicted model, not a curated record. Gene Ontology annotation, biological process: aerobic respiration. Gene Ontology annotation, cellular component: membrane. The coding region runs from base 524 to 910 and encodes 128 amino acids. The transcript has a single exon. Lineage: Eukaryota; Viridiplantae; Streptophyta; Magnoliopsida; Fabales; Fabaceae.